AUGAAGAAGAGGCUCCAAGCUCAACAAAACAUGGCACUCCGUGAAGCGGUGGACGCACCGUGGUAUGUACCUAACAGAGUGCUAUAUGACGAACUACGACAGGCAACCUCAUCCCAAGGCAUACGCGACACAUCGAUUCGCGAUAGGCAAGCUGCUACUGCAACUGCACCACCCUCCGCUAACCUUUCUGGAGGGCGCAGUCGCGAGGCAGCCGUGCCUAUACCCUCCGUCAACUUCAUCCAGGGUGACACUUUGACACAAUCUGCAGUCCCCCCACCUUCCGGACUUGCUGACCCGCUCUUCCCCCCCGUAGCACGAAUGACGAAAGAGUCGGCGCCUGGCUCUCGCUACCAAUUGGGUAGGCUCCGGGAGCCCUCCCUGUUGGAGAGUAUACGUCUGUAUCUGGCAUAUCUACACGAUAAGUCAGCAGACGUAUGCAUUGCGGGCAAAACCAGCGCCAGCAUUAGGUUGCGACUCGCAACCGAAGGGCUCCCCGCGCGAAGGGAAGAACUGCUGAACCUAUACAAGCAGUUCUACCUUUCGUACGGCCUUUCGGAGGCAGACGCCGACUCAGACCUAUACGCACUACGCCUCCAGACCCAGACUGAACGGACUGCUUACUUACAGAGAGCCCGUGAAACACAUAACAAGUACAUAAGACCAUAACAUCUUCUAACACUCCGUUGUUGUCACAUUAUGUCACCACCACCAUACAUAAUUCUGUAACACAUAUCACCCAUUCCAUCGACAGCAACGGACACCAGCCUGCGUGCUGGCUCACACACUUUAUGUUAACCCAUCUGCGCAUGGGGUCAAAAUUCAACCCUUCGGGGUACAUGUAUUUAUUAUUAAUAAAUAUUUUACGUAGCC
This is a messenger RNA of Acanthoscelides obtectus, 870 nucleotides long. The record is from the annotation of a GenBank genome assembly. NCBI's taxonomy places the organism in Eukaryota, Metazoa, Arthropoda, Insecta, Coleoptera, Chrysomelidae.